Messenger RNA from Penicillium soppii, 2076 nucleotides. RefSeq lists its product as uncharacterized. Lineage: Eukaryota; Fungi; Ascomycota; Eurotiomycetes; Eurotiales; Aspergillaceae. Gene Ontology annotation, molecular function: DNA-binding transcription factor activity, RNA polymerase II-specific; zinc ion binding; RNA polymerase II cis-regulatory region sequence-specific DNA binding. Gene Ontology annotation, biological process: DNA-templated transcription; positive regulation of transcription from RNA polymerase II promoter by galactose. Bases 1 to 2076 code for a protein of 691 amino acids. Gene Ontology annotation, cellular component: nucleus. The transcript has a single exon. The record is from RefSeq and is a predicted model, not a curated record.
AUGUUUUCAAGAUUUUCAUCAUCAAAUUCCCCUCUGACGGCCAAGCGUCGGAAAGUCAGUCGGGCCUGUGACUUUUGCCGAGAACAUCGCGUCCGUUGUGAAGCAGCCACACCAUGUCCUCAAUGCGUCGCCAAUCACAUCUCAUGUAGCCGAAAGUCCCAGUCAAAUCUACAAAGGCUGCCUAACAAUGGCCGAAAACGGCAAUCGUCGCCCUUGGAUGUUGAUGUUGACCAAGAAGAAACAAUCUCGACGCUUGAGCAGACGUUGGCCUCUAGAUCCAAUGGCCCGCAAGACGCAACAAGCUCUGCUCAAUUAACACCAGAGUCUCUCAAUGUGCCAGAUUCAGGCCAGAGAAUGGACUCGAUGCUUGGUUUUAUUGCCCGCAUUGAUGCUUUCUGCUCGGGCGUCUCACAACUCACCACGUCCAUGUCCCCUGAAGGUGAUGCUCCCCCGGAGUCCACAUCGCCCUUUUUAUCGAGUAAUUUCCAGGAACCUAGUCCAAUGGAAUGCAGUCUCACAGAGGUUCAAAUUAGUAGACUGCUCUUGAUAUUCUGGACUAGACUAUGGCCACAAGUGCCAAUAAUUCGUCAUGAAGAUUUGAGGUACCUUAGGCAUUCAUCGCAGGAUUCACCGUCACCACUUCGCGAUAUGAUCAUUGCGUAUUGCAUGCAGUAUGUCUAUUACUCGGGUCUCCAUUCCCGGAUUUUGGGUCUCGAACUUCAUCAAUUCCAGCAAAACACACAUGGGUCUAUGAUCGGCCUGCCGUACUUUCAACGAUGUCUGCGAGCAGUCACCCAGUAUAGCAACUUUUCACAGCCUUCUGUGCUCACCUUGCAAUGUUAUUGCUUCAUGAUACUCUAUCUGCUUGAUGCUGGGCAGCAUGCUGCUGCCUAUAAUAUGAUUGGUCUUGCCAUCCGAAUCGCCCAAUCGUUAAAAUCUAGUGCAAAUACCGGCGACCGGCCCCAAAAUUUGCGCUUGGCUUGGUGGAUGUUGGUUAUUCUGGACUUCCGUUGUUCCAGAUAUCUCGGCAAGCCAGUGAGCAUUCGUUUACAGGAUUUGCCAUGCCCCCCACAAGCCCGAGAAUCGGAAGACUUAUUGGGCUCAGAAAAUGCUUUAUACCAUAUUGAAUCUAUCCGGUUAACAGCUGCAGUCUUGGCUGUUCUCGACAAGACCGACUGCUAUCCCAUUAACUUCGUUUCAAAUAACCAUACCGCUGGAACCGAAGCCCAUGCUCAUGCGCUUUCUCACGCCUUGCACCACCUGCGCCAAUGGAAAUUGGAGCUGCAUAAUUUGAAAUCGCUGAGACAUAUCAAGCUGGACGUGGAAGAUACACCUGCUGAUCCGAAUGAAGAAAUCGAAAUUCAAGAUGCUUAUCUGAAACAGCCACCAAUGGAAAUUCUCCUAGCUACGCUGCUUGAGCUCCAAUACCACAAUGCUAUCAUCACCAUUCAUCGAGACUUUAUCCAGUUCCCAACUCAUCCCCUUGUUCCCAAGUCCAGUCCUCGGGGUGACGAGCAUAGUGCCACUGCUCUGAAUCAUGCUUUGGCGAUGAUCAGGCUUACACACCGCCGGAUGACGACUCAUGACGCUAUUCAUGGCAUCUCUGAGAUCUACCAGUACAUAUGGAAUGCAGUAUUGACUCUGGCUGGAUUUCUGCUGGCGUAUCCGUAUUGCUACAGGUGCCCAAGGGCUCGACAGUACAUCCGAUUGGCCUUGGAGAUAUUCGAUUCUGCCGGUACUCAGAAUACUUCCCCUCUUCGUGCAGCAUCACUGACACGUCAUCUAUGCGCCAAAGUUGACACUUUGGUGCAGAUUUUGAACAUUGAUCAACCUUGCGCAUCCUCUGGGGAAUCUGAUUUUGUACUAAACUCUACAUCCGAAACCGGGGCAGCAGGAGAUAUGUCUUCUUUUUCUGAUUAUACUGCCCUGGAAGUGGAGUCCCAACCACCGUCUUCCGCCCAUUUGAACCUGAGCGGGGAAUCACUGUGGUCCUGGGUUGAUUUUAUGAACGUGAGUGCUUGGCCAAGUUAUUGCGACGAAGUGAGCGAAGCUUUUACAGACCCUACAAAAAUGUAA